Molecule: messenger RNA, 1866 nt
Organism: Trypanosoma theileri
Lineage: Eukaryota; Euglenozoa; Kinetoplastea; Trypanosomatida; Trypanosomatidae
Product: putative cytosolic leucyl aminopeptidase, putative,metallo-peptidase, Clan MF, Family M17
Exons: 1
Coding region: 1-1866 (621 amino acids)
Biological process (GO): proteolysis
Cellular component (GO): cytoplasm
Molecular function (GO): manganese ion binding; metalloaminopeptidase activity
Source: RefSeq, a predicted model, not a curated record
AUGCUGAAGCAACUCACUUCUCGGGCGCCCUUCCCCGCAUCUCUGGCGGUUCUCCCGUGGGCCGGCCGCGAUGCCGCCGCCUCUUCUUCUUCUUCCACUACUUCCGGCCGUCGGCGGGGGUCGGCCGCCGUGGAGGAGGAUCGACUUCUCGCCGUGGAGUUCCUCACCGCAGGAGGCGAAGGAGGAGCGGCUGCGGCGGCGGAGAAGUCCACAUCGACCCCCGGCGGCGGCGGCUCGUCGUUCCCCAUCGGCGGCCGGACGGCGGCGGGGACCGUCACCCUCGACUCCGCCACGCGGCGCCUCCUCGCCGGCCUCGGGCCGAAUCCCACCGUCCGCGACUACCGCCUCGCCAUCACGAACGCCGUGCGGGAGGCACAGCGACUGCGCGCCUCCGGCCUUCUGCUCCGCACCCCGCCGCCCGACGCGGUGUCCAGCAUGGGGGAUUUAUUCCAGCCGCCCAGCGCGCUGUCCGCGAUGGAUGUGGUGGAGAAGACGGCUUCCUUUGCCGUGACAGCAGCGUACAAGUACGAUCGACUCCGUUCCAAGAAAGGGGACGACAGUGAUGGUGAACGUAACCCAAAGAAUACGAAAGACGAAGGACCAAUGAAACUUUUCAUUGAUUCUGAGGCAACAGAGGCAGUUACGAGGGGUAAUGUUAUUGGAGAUUGCAUUAACACCGCUCGAAACUUGGGUAAUCUUCGUGAGGAUGAAGGUAUUCCACAGCUUUACUGUGAGUGGAUUCAAAAGGAACUCACACCACUUGGUGUGAAGGUACGUCACAUAUUAAAAGGCGAACGUCUGCAAAGAGCAGGAUUGAAUCUUCUCUAUAACGUUGGAAAAGGUUCACGUCAUGAACCUUACUUGGUGGUAUUUGAGUAUGUAGGUAAUCGACAAAGCGAUGAAGCGACGGCAUUGGUUGGAAAAGGUGUUACCUUUGAUUGUGGUGGUCUUAAUGUAAAACCAUAUGGAUCAAUGGAAACGAUGCAUUUGGAUAUGAUGGGAGCGGCAACCGUAAUGACAACCAUUAAGGCUAUUGCAACACUCCAAUUACCGGUAAAUGUUGUUGGUGUUGUUGGUUUGGUAGAAAAUGCUAUUGGUCCUAACAGUUAUUAUCCUUCUUCUAUCAUUACAAGUCGUAAAGGUCUUACAGUGGAAGUCCUUAAUACGGAUGCUGAAGGACGUCUCGUCCUUGCUGAUGCUCUUACAUAUGUACAACAGGAUGCAAAGUUAAACAAAAAAGUGGAUACCAUUAUUGAUCUUGCCACCCUUACUGGUGCUGUUUUGGUUGGUUUGGGAAGCCGUCGUGCAGGGUUAUUCAGCAAUGACCUAAAACUCUCACAGCAACUCAUGGAAGGUGGACGCAUCAGCGGAGAUGAGGUGUGGCCUAUGCCUAUUGGUGAAGAACAUAAAAAAGCUGUGAAGGGAGGUAUUGCAGAUUUAGUAAAUGUAUCCACAGGAAGGGAAGCAGGAUCCUGCACAGCCGCUGCUUUUCUGAGUAACUUUAUAGAUGAUGGUAUGAAAUGGGCUCAUCUUGACAUUGCAGGGGCAGGUAUGGGAGGUGAUAAACCAAAGGGAUUUCAACCUGCAGGAGCACCGGGAUUUGGUGUACAACUUCUCGUGGAUCACUUCCGGCAGAAUUUAAUAAAUAAAGAAACAAACAUCACCAAACACCGCAUUACUGCUGCUGCUCCUAUUAAACGGGCUGCUGAUGCUUCUGAUAAUAAUAAUAAAAAUAAAAAUACUAAUGCUUCUGCCGGGUCUAAUAUCGAGGAAUCGAAGGAGGAGGUGCUGAUCAUGAAACCACAAAAGGGAAAGAAGAUGGUACGUACUGAGAAAAAGGGUCGAAAGGAUAAACGAAGGAAGUAA